This is a messenger RNA of Gaeumannomyces tritici R3-111a-1, 414 nucleotides long. RefSeq lists its product as hypothetical. Lineage: Eukaryota; Fungi; Ascomycota; Sordariomycetes; Magnaporthales; Magnaporthaceae. The coding region runs from base 55 to 414 and encodes 119 amino acids. The record is from RefSeq and is a predicted model, not a curated record. The transcript is spliced from 2 exons.
GCUAAGGCCAACAACCCUCCCGCCCAUGCCCGCCGCAAAGCCGAAAUUACACGCAUGACAAAACAAGGCCUAACGCCCGAGGAGAUCGCUACCGUAAUGGCCAGGCGCAGGAUGGGGUUAACAGGCGGCGUUAAGACAAUAUUGCGGCUGCAAACGCUUUGGAAGCUUCGGGAGGUCCUUAUCGAGGAGCAGCGGAAACAGGCACGUUAUAUGGCGGCCGAACGGGCUAAGGCGCAGCUUGGAGCCGAAAAGGACGACUCGGAAGAUGAUAAGGCACAGCACACGGAAGCAACACACAGGUCCAUAAAGCCUCGACAAGGAGCUUCUGGGCAAGAUCACAACUUGAACGUCGACUUGGACGAAGACUCGGACGGAGACUCGGACGGAGACUCGGACGACGACUAUGCCGACUAG